Messenger RNA from Trichomonas vaginalis G3, 1869 nucleotides. Its product is annotated as phage tail repeat-like family. The transcript has a single exon. The record is from RefSeq and is a predicted model, not a curated record. NCBI's taxonomy places the organism in Eukaryota, Parabasalia, Trichomonadida, Trichomonadidae. Bases 1 to 1869 code for a protein of 622 amino acids.
AUGUCAAAUGAAACAGCGUCUAUGAGAGAAAUACAACACAACCGACAACUCAUUAUGCAAGCUCUAAAUAAGAACACAACAAACCUUUCAAACUAUUCUAAGAUAUCUGAGUCAUUGAAAGAAGGAAACUUAAAACUGACAUUAAACCCUUUAACAGAUGAGUUUCUAUUUCAAGACAAGAAGAACAAUACUGUCUGUAUAAAUCCAACAAAAGGAACUUUAAACGAGAAACCUAUAAAUGAACUUCUUUUGAAAGCAGAUGUUGACAACAAAGCUGACAAAGAAUAUGUAGACGAUGCAAUAGCAAAAGAAGAAGAAAGAGCUAACAAUGCUUAUGCAACAAAAGAACAUACUCAUCCUGAACUAGCAGACAAAACAUAUGUUGACAAUAAAAUGUCAAGUGAAGUGACAAGAGCUGAAAACGAAUAUUCUAAAAAGACUCAUAUACAUUAUAUUAACCAAAUACCAAGUCUUAAGGAAACAUUAGAGACAAAAGCAGAUAAGACUCAUACGCAUUCUAUAUCUGAUAUUACAAACUUACAAGAAACCUUAAACAGGAAAAGUGACGUUGGACAUACACAUUCUAUAUCUGAUAUUACAAACUUACAAGAAACCUUAAACAGGAAAAGUGCCGUUGGACAUACACAUACCAUUGCAAAUAUUACAAACUUACAAGAAACCUUAAACAGGAAAAGUGACGUUGGACAUACACAUUCUAUAUCUGAUAUUACAAACUUACAAGAAACCUUAAACAGGAAAAGUGACGUUGGACAUACACAUACAUCUUCUGAAAUAACAGACUUAAACGUUAGCCUUGAAAAGAAAGCAGAUAAAACAUAUGUCAAUGAAAUAUACCAAAGUUUGAUAGGAACAAAAAAUAUUGAAACUAUUGUUGGUGACUUUUCUGUCAAUGAAGAAAAUAAAUAUUUUAGAUGGCAGUUGGUACAGUCCUUAAAAAAUGGUACACGGCAUAAACUCAUUCCGAAAAAUAACAAUGAAAUGUAUGUAAGCUAUAAAAAGAAUGAUGGUACACAAGUUAAAGUUCCAUUAGACAACAACUGCUACUUAAACUUAUAUGGAGACGAACAAAAGAAAUAUUUAAGAGUUUAUGAAAUGGCAGAUAUGACAUUGCCUGACCCAGCUCCAGCACCACAUUAUUAUGACUAUGGAGAUGACGACAGAACACCACGUGUAGAUGAACAAAAGCUAACAUUAUAUUUAGAUUAUUAUAGAUAUAAAAGAUAUAAUGCAAUAGAAAAAACGAGAAUAGUAUAUUAUUAUACAGAUGACAGAAAUAAAUAUUAUAGUCAAAAUUUUACCUACCCUGAAAACAUAAGAUUAUAUUAUAAAAAAUAUUCUGACACAAACCAGAAGAAACCUGAAAUAGCUGCACUAUAUUUUAAGUUCAAAAAAGACAAUCCUAUAAUAUCUCAUAUGUUUGAUUUAAUGAACCCAGUAGGUUCUAUUUAUACAUCUAUGGAUGCAAGAGGUCCUCAAGUAAUGUUUGGUGUUGGUGCAUGGGAACAAAUAGUCGACAGGUUUUUGUAUUGUGCAAACUCUUCAAAGGAAACAGGUGGAAGUAAAACAAUUUCAGGUGAAAAUUUACCUGCACACGGUCAUUACAUAGAUUUAAGUACAUCUCAAGCAGGUUGGCAUAAGCAUAGAUAUUGGGAUUGGUCAGGAAUGACAAAAGGUAAAGGAUAUGAUGUUAAAGACGAGGUUAAGUUUGCUAUAAAUUGUUACUGGAGUGACACUCAGGGAGAAGGAAACCAUACACAUUUCGUUUCAGGAUAUACACAAACAACGGGACAAAGUAAAGAAUACAUGCCACCUUACAUGACAGUUUACGCAUGGUAUAGAAUUGCUUAG